Dichotomopilus funicola is the source of this 1047-nucleotide messenger RNA. RefSeq lists its product as uncharacterized. The transcript has a single exon. The coding region runs from base 1 to 1047 and encodes 348 amino acids. NCBI's taxonomy places the organism in Eukaryota, Fungi, Ascomycota, Sordariomycetes, Sordariales, Chaetomiaceae. The record is from RefSeq and is a predicted model, not a curated record.
AUGGACGGGCUCUACAAUCUUGAACCAGCAGCAUUGGCCGAGGUGCCGUCACUUUGGCGCGGCUAUGACUUCUGGUCAGACUCAAUGCAGACCCCUGAGUCACCCGAGUGGCCGGAAUCCUUGGAAAUACAGCCACCAUUUCCCAUUGCAAGAGAACCGUCAUUCGAAGUGCCCUGGGAGCAAGACCGUCUGGGCCAUUAUCCAAGCUCAACCCGCCCCAGCCAGAGAUAUGAAUACGAGAUAACACCGCCUCCUCAGCAAUGGUUCGCGCCCACGAACUCGAGCCCGCCGCCUCAUCUGUGGCCGAACAUAAACAACGAAACCCAAUACAACACCCGUCGUGAAUACCCCAAAUCAGGCCGCGGAUCUCUGGCUCCCACCAGCAAAGAGCCCACACGAGAUCCAAAAACAAGAGUGUCCGCCCAGCGAACACUCCCCGCCAGCUACAGAGUGAGCAAACCACUCGCUGCCCCCACGGGGCGGGCUUCGUUAGCACAUCGACUCAAGCAAGGCACCUUCAAGCUUCGAGAUUUGCUAUGGACCAAAAAGGCCCCUGAAUCGCCCGAGAUUGACGCUCUUAGCGUCGGCGGUGGCCCGGCGGACGCCAGCCCAGGAGGGGAAGGGGACAGAGGACGUGGUCUGCCGUGGUCUAUUUUGUCCAGCAGCAGGAGAGAAAAGAAAGCGGCCGCCCGGCGGGCGAAGGAAAAUGGAAGUGAGGAGCCGGCCGCCACCGAGAAUUGGGGGGAAUCAUCGACGUCGACCUACGGGAAUCAGUCACUAGCUACGUCUGGGUCUGGGUCCCAGCAGACUCAGCCGCCGACUGAUGUGGAGAGUUUGAGGACCGAUGAUAUGGACAUCGACAUUGCGGUUAAGGCGUUGCAGCCCGCACAGGCGAAACGGGAAAGCGUCGAGUUCACGCUGGAGCUGGAUUGUGGGCAUGUGGUGGGAAGUGAUAGUUUUAGCAAGAUGGUGGAUGACGCGAAGGUUUUUGGAUUGGAGGCGAGGUGUCCGUGUUGCUUCAACUUGCCUACCACGGCGACGGUAUGA